Cyclospora cayetanensis is the source of this 3267-nucleotide messenger RNA. RefSeq names its product ubiquitin-activating enzyme E1 2. NCBI's taxonomy places the organism in Eukaryota, Apicomplexa, Conoidasida, Eucoccidiorida, Eimeriidae. Gene Ontology annotation, biological process: ubiquitin-dependent protein catabolic process; protein ubiquitination; DNA damage response. The transcript is spliced from 13 exons. Bases 1 to 3267 code for a protein of 1088 amino acids. The record is from RefSeq and is a predicted model, not a curated record. Gene Ontology annotation, cellular component: cytoplasm; nucleus. Gene Ontology annotation, molecular function: ubiquitin activating enzyme activity.
AUGCAUGGGCCUCCCCUGGCCUCUGGGCAGCUAGCCUUUGAUAUUGGGUGUCUUUUGUGGGUGGGGACUCUGCUGACGGCGACCUGUCUCUCCCCCGUGCAUCCUCCUUUGCGGCUUCUCUUGGGUGCAUGCCUCGCAGGGAGCGUUUUCUCUCUGGGAACCUCUGCAGUGGCUGCCGGGCAAACGCGGGCUGCAGCAAGCCUCGCGUACCUUACUGCCCUCAAUCAAUACGUCCACGUGCAAGAAGAAAGAGAGCAGGAACUAACCGAGGCGACUUUGCGUCGGUACGAUGCGCUGGUGGUUUGCGAGGGCACGGGAGCCUCUAUUCAGCGCCUGAACGCACUUUGCCGCGCGUUGUCGCCGCCUUUGGGGUUUGUUUGCGGGCUCUCUGCGGGUCUGUCGCUGCUCGUCUUUACGGACUUUGGUCCGAGCUUCAGAGUGCUAGACACGAAUGGGGAGGAGCCGAAGGAGGCGCUCGUGGCGACGAUUACGCAAGAGGAAAACGCCGCCGUCCAUCUGCACACGGAAAAGCCUCUGCCCUUCGAAGACGGUGAUUUGGUGGCCUUUAGGGAAGUUGAGGGCAUGACGGAGAUCAACGCGGCCCCCCCUCAGAAAAUCAAGCUUCACGGGCGUCAUGCCUUCCUGAUAGGCGACACGCGGGGAUAUGGAGCGUACUCGGGUGGGGGCAUCGUGAAGCAGGUUAAGGCUCCCAAAGACAUAGCUUUCCGGAGCUGGGAAGAGUGCGUCCUGCAUCCAGUAGCGCAGGGAGAAAGCAUGAUGGUCGUUGCGGACUUGGGCAAAUUCGGGAGGCCCCCCCAACUGCACUUUGCGUUCAUGGCACUCCUUUCCCUGCUCGACGAGCGGCAAGGCCAGUCAGUCCCUCAUCCCGUCCUGUAUUCUGAGACGGCAGCGGCGCGCGAUCCUGCUGCUGCUGCGGCUGCGAAGGCGGAGGCGGAUGGCUGCGUCUCACGCGCGUCGAAAAUUGCACAGCAGCUUCUCGCGCAGUGCAAGGAGAGGGAGGGGCGGGAAGACGGCGUGGUCUCGGUGGACGCCUUGGAUCAGACUGUCUUGGACCAUGUUGUGCGCUUCUCUCCGUGUUGCCUCUCGCCCAUCGCUUCCUUCAUUGGCGGCGUCAUUGCUCAAGAAGUCGUCAAGCUCACCGGAAAGUACAUGCCUCUGAAGGGCUUUCUGUACGUGGACGCGCUCGAGUGCCUUUUGACACCCGAGUUCAAGGCCCUCUUGCAGCAGCAGCAGCAGCAACAACAACAGCGGCUGCUGCGCAGCAUGCAAGACGAGGCAGCAGGCUACGCGUCUCUCCUAGACUGGCCGUCUGCCGACCAAGUCGGCCUCUGGGGGGAGACCUUCCAGGCUGUGCUGUCAGCAGCAAAAGUCUUCAUCGUCGGCGCUGGAGCCUUGGGAUGCGAGCUGCUCAAGGGCAUGGCACUGAUGGGGGUUGCCUGUGGCGAAGGGGGUGCCUUGACGAUCACUGACAUGGAUCGAAUCGAAGUCUCAAACCUCAACAGGCAGUUUCUCUUCAGGCGAGAACACGUAGGACAGAGUAAGAGCACCACUGCCGCUGCUGCAGCGCUUGCUAUGAAUCCGAAGCUCAAGGUUGAAGCCCUCGAAGCCCGCGUCGGUCCAGAGACUGAAGGCGUUACUUUCACGGAAUCCUUCUGGAUGCGGCAAGACCUCAUGAUUAGGCAGUACGUCGACAGCCGCUGCGUGGUCUUCACCAAACCCCUCUUGGAAAGCGGCACGCUGGGAACGAAGGCGAACGUCCAGGUGGUGGUUCCCCAUCUCACUCAGUGCUAUUCAGACUCAAUCGAUCCGCCGGAGGAGUCGAUCCCCCUGUGCACCCUGAGGCACUUCCCGCACACCGUUGAACACACUAUUGAAUGGAGUCGAGAUGCCUUUCAAGGCAUCUUCACCGACAAGAUCUCAGAAGCCCGUCAGUUUGCCGCUGAUCCAACGGCGUUCAUCGAGACAGUCCUUUCGGAAGGCGGACAGAGCCAGCAGCUGCAGCGACUCGAGCAGGUCCUAGAGAGCGUAUCCACCUAUGGCAUCACCUCCAUGCCUCCUUCAGCGCCUUCCUUCGCAGACUGCGUAAAGCGAUCCGUCCUCCUCUUCAACGAGCUUUUCAGAGUGCAAAUUCUGCAGCUUCUCGCCGCCUUCCCGCUUGAUCACAGAAUCAGCACAGGGGCCCUCUUCUGGUCCGCCCCCAAGAGACCCCCCAAGGCUAUCGAGUUCAACCCACAGGACGAACUCCAUAUUCAGUUCAUUGUGGCAGCUGCAAACCUCUUUGCCAAUGCCUUCGGACUGCCUCAAGAAAGGGACGUCGAGAAGGUGAGGGCUUUGGCUGCCGAGGUGCCUAUCCCGGAGUUCGAACAAAGGAAGGUGCAAAUCGUCUUGGAUGACGCUGAGGAGCAGCAGGCGGAUACCAGCAGCAGCAGCGGUGCUGGGAAUGAGCAGCAGCCCAUGCUAGGCACGCUGCAGGCAGAAGUCGAUCAGAAUUUAGAAGAUGAGACCGCAAGACUGUGCGACAUCAAGCAGAAGCUGCUGAACAUCAAAGGCACUUCGUCGUUGGUGUUUGUUCCUGUUUCCUUCGAGAAGGACGUGGAAGACAACUUCCACGUUGCCUUUGUGCAUGCAGCGGCGAUGCUGCGAGCUGCCAACUACUCCAUCGAGGGCUGCGAUAAACACAAGACUAAGCUGAUUGCGGGCCGGAUCAUACCAGCCAUCGCAACGACAACCGCGAUGAUCACUGGCUUAGUGUGCCUAGAGGCCAUCAAGGUCUUGUCUCGUGAAGGAAGGAAGCUGGAGGAUUACAAGAACGCCUUCAUCAACUUGGCGCUCCCCUUGUGGCUGUUCAGCGAGCCCAUGCCCCCUCUCAAGAGUGUCGACAAGGACUAUGAGCCCGUCACAGGUGGUCCUGUUCGCGCCAAGCCUCAAGGCUUUACAUGCUGGGACAAAAUAAAGAUAGACUUGCCAAACUGUCGCCUUAAGGAUGUGGUGGACUAUCUCGAAGAGCAGUUUGAUGUGAAUGUCGAUAUUCUCUCGUUUGGCAAUUUCUGCCUUUUCAACGGCUUCCUCCCCCAACACAAACAGGGCAGACUCAACAAGCCCCUGACAGAACUGAUCGAGGAGAUUACGCACAAGCCGCCUCCACAAACCGUCUUGAUGGAGUGCAGCUGCCACAGCAAAGAAGACUCGGUUGACAUCCUCUUGCCUUCGAUCGCCCUCCUGAAUGUUGGACAGCCCACAGCUUAG